This is a messenger RNA of Pleurotus ostreatus (oyster mushroom), 1080 nucleotides long. RefSeq lists its product as uncharacterized. Gene Ontology annotation, biological process: proteolysis. The transcript is spliced from 7 exons. Gene Ontology annotation, molecular function: metalloendopeptidase activity. The record is from RefSeq and is a predicted model, not a curated record. Lineage: Eukaryota; Fungi; Basidiomycota; Agaricomycetes; Agaricales; Pleurotaceae. Bases 1 to 1080 code for a protein of 359 amino acids.
AUGCUCCUCUUCUCCGUUCUCACUCUCGGGCUCGCUAGUACAGCGUUCGCCACACCCUUCAAAAGGUCCGGUGGCCUCACCGUCAAAUUGUCGACGCCUACCACCUCCGUGAAUUCUAUCGAGGACCUUACUCUCGUCGCCGAAGUGACCAACACGGGGACUGAAGAUGUCAAGGUCCUUAAGUACGGCACCGUCUUGGACGAUAGACUUCCUACUCGCGCCUUCGCUGUCACGAAAGACGGCGUCGACGUGCCGUUCACCGGCAUCAGAAUUCAAGUAUCUCUGGCUGAUGCUGACGAAACCGCGUACACUACCAUACCCGCAGGCAAAUCAGUGACAGUCAGCCACGCAGUGGCACCUUUGUUCGACUUUGCCUCUGUCGGCACCGGUAAAUUCUCUUUCGAGACCCUCUCUACGUUCCAGGUUGCAGGCAUCGCAGACAGAGUUGCGAGUAUCACCGACCUGACCAAAGUAGAGACCGCCACAGAUGCGGUUGCUGUCGAAGUGACCGCUGAUGUCAAGAAGCGCGACCUCCCCGAACGCAACAAGCGUGCCGUCAACAUCUGCUCUACCAGCUCCCGCAGGACUUUCAUCGAUGCCAGCUACUCCGAGGCCAAGACGCUCGCUUCUUUGGGUUCCUCGUACAUCAGCAGCCGCGGCACCGGCGAUGCUCUCUAUCGUGCUUAUUGGAAGACCAACAGUGCCUCGAGUGUUACUUCUAUCCUCAACGCUGUGGCGAACGAAAACUCUGGUUCUAGAACCCUCAGUUGCACAGACAGCUUGGGCGCAUGCAGCAGUGGUGUCAUUGCCUACACUGCGACCGCGACUACCAAUAUUUACUUCUGCGGCAUCUUCUUCAACGAAGUCGCGAACGGCAACUUGUGCUCUGGUACAUCCGUCGCUUCCCGCAACGUCCGCGGCGGCACUACCCUCCACGAACUGACACACGCUGUUGGAAGAACUACUGACGUUGGCUAUGGAUGCGCUUUUGACCAGGGUUUAUCUGCUGCUCAAUCCAUCCGAAACGCCGAUAACUUCAAUUGCUUCACUACUCAGGUCUACGCCAACACCAGAUGCUAG